Prunus armeniaca (apricot) is the source of this 621-nucleotide messenger RNA. The record is from the annotation of a GenBank genome assembly. NCBI's taxonomy places the organism in Eukaryota, Viridiplantae, Streptophyta, Magnoliopsida, Rosales, Rosaceae.
AUGACCAUUGCCAUGUACAUCACUGUGCUUGCCAUCUUUAUCGUUGUAUGCCAAAAUUCGUGGCCAACAGUAUUCUUGCUGAUUCCACUUAUUUGGCUUAAUAUCUGGUACCAGGGUUACUAUCUUGCAUCAUCUCGUGAAUUAACUCGACUGAAUUCAAUCACAAAAGCUCCUGUUAUCCAUCACUUCUCAGAGAGCAUAUCCGGAGUUAUGACCAUCCACUCUUGCAGAAUGCAGAACAUGUUCUCCAAGAAAAUGUUAAACGGGUUAACGCGAAUUUACAGCCUUGAACGCUGCCAACUUAAAGAUGAGGUAGCUGCAAAACCUGAUAAACUCAAUUCGUUAGUGGCUGAUGAUGGCGACAACUGGAGCAUGGGGCAAACACAGCUUCUCUGUUUGGGGCGAGUUAUGUUGAAGCACAACCGGCUCUUGUUCAUGGACGAGGUCACGGCUUCAAUUGAUUCACAGACAGAUGCUGUAACACAAAGGAUCAUCCGAGAGGAUUUUGUUGCAUUGAUUGGAUUGGUUCUAAGGGCCUCUCAUGGGGAGAUUUCUUGGCAGGUUUGUGUUGCCUCUGCUGCUGCUAACAGUGGAUGUGUUGCACUUGACCCGCUGGUCUAG